This is a messenger RNA of Paecilomyces variotii, 2631 nucleotides long. RefSeq names its product C6 transcription factor. NCBI's taxonomy places the organism in Eukaryota, Fungi, Ascomycota, Eurotiomycetes, Eurotiales, Thermoascaceae. Bases 1 to 2631 code for a protein of 876 amino acids. The transcript has a single exon. The record is from RefSeq and is a predicted model, not a curated record. Gene Ontology annotation, molecular function: zinc ion binding; DNA binding; DNA-binding transcription factor activity, RNA polymerase II-specific. Gene Ontology annotation, biological process: DNA-templated transcription; positive regulation of transcription by RNA polymerase II.
AUGGAAGAGGGAUCGGAGCUCAGAGGCUCUCGUCGCAAGAGGGUAUCGCGCGCCUGCGACCGCUGUCGCAGCAAGAAGGAUAAAUGCGACGGGAUUCGCCCGACCUGCUCGGCUUGCCAGACAUCCGGUCACGUCUGCUCCUAUGACCCCCAUGCGAAGAAGCGUGGUCUGCCCGAGGGCUAUGUCAGAGGCCUCGAGAAACUAUGGGCACUGUCCCUCUGCAAUAUCGACGGGCUCGAGGACACCAUGCUGAACUUGCUGGGGGUAACGGCAGAGUCCGCUACACGACGGCCGCAACUGAUGAGUCUCUGGACCGAUGAUAGCGCCGCAGAAAGCCUGCACGAGACCUGGAAGUCCAGCAAGCUCUAUGGUGCCCUCGAGAAGAUGCUCACAAACCAGGAUGCCGAUCGAACCCUGCCCUUUGUCAAAUGCCCCCGCGGCCAUAGCGAUGAGGAAUGGGGCUUCCGCGUUGCACGAGAUUCCACCUCCAAGGCGUUGGAUACGCCCCGGGUGGUGAAUACUUCCGACGCUCCCCCAGCGAAGAGGCCCAGACAUUCUUUCUCGACGGACACUGAUAGGGAUAGGUCGGCGGCAUCCAGUCCGCAGGCUUUGGAAUUGCCGCCGCAGACCUCCCAGUUAUUAGAAUGGUACUUCGCCAAAACGCAUACCUGGUUCCCCAUUAUCGCCAAGCACAAUGUUCUCAAGGCGUCCUACCUCUACCCCACGGCUCCUGUUUCGGCUGGGAAGUCUACAUCUGGUUCUGGAGAUCAUGCCGCUCUGUGGGCUAUCCUCAGUUAUACGGUUGCUCAACGGCAUCCCAUACGGGUUGGAUCGGCGGAGAACACGGGAAAUGCUAUGUCGCCAAAGGUGCAGGAAUACUACAAGGUGGCACGCAGCCUAAUCCCAUCGGAGAAGGAGAAAUUCGAGAUAGGCCAUAUCCAGGCCUUAUUGCUAUUGACGAUGGUCAAUAUGGGUCUGGAGGACUGGACGGCGGCCUGGCUGCUCAGUGGGCAGGCGACACGCAUGGUGGUCGCGAUGGGACAAGGAGGCAUUCUCCCACCGCCCCGAAGGGCGUCGGAGAUCAAGCAGGGAAAAGCGGCCUUUCUGGGUUGUUUCGUGAUCGACUCCCUGCUGGCUGUUCGCCUCUCGCGAUGCCCCUGUAUGCGGCCAGAAGACCUGGCCAAGAUCCCGCCUCUGGAGGAAGACGGUCUGGAAGAAUGGAGCCCAUGGGUAGAUGUUCUCUGUCUAUCUGGCGAACAUCGGACCCAGGGACCAGGUAUGCCUCGUCGUGGUCCGCUCUUGGCUCUCAGUUGUUUCAAUCGCCUGAUCGAACUGGCAGCGGUUCUGAACAAGAUUGCGCGGGAUCUCUCAACAGGCAAUCGUGACCAGGUCCUCACGCAGCGGAUUCUCCGGGAUUUAAAGAAAUGGGACGAACGAUUGCCAUCAAGGUGUCGACUGAUGGAAGUUGAAGGUAGUUCCUCGGAUGGCUCUCCACCGUUACUCCCGCACCAGACGUAUCUGGCUCUGACGUACGCGGCGACCUUAUUGUCUUUAUUCUCCCGUCUCACGGCCGGUGAACGUGAUCAGCCUGGUAUGCAGAGACCGUCCUUUGAUGCGACCAAGAAACUUCUAUACCGCAUAGCACCGCUGCUAUCGCAACAUGGUCAAAAUUUCAAUUCAUGCGGACUACCGCCCAUCUUCGAGUUCGCCUGUCGUUCUAUAGUCGAAAGAGCGUCGAAUGUACGGGAGAAACUCGAGUUGGAAAGUUUCCCAUUCCGUAGAUGGCUGGAAACAGUCCUCCAGGAGAUCUUCGAGAUUGGUCACUGUUGGCCUGCAUUCCGAUCCCUGGCGACAUCUAUUGAGCGACGUGCCCUCUUGGGUGAUACGUCCCGUUCAUUAGCUGUCGGGAAAAGGCGAUUGAUAUCCCCGGAGAAAUCCACACAGGACAUCUGGAAUUCUCUUCCCCUAGGCGCGGGCGCUGCGGACGCCGCUAUAAGACAGCCAGAGAAAAUGAACGAUAACCCUAUAGCGCCUUCGUCGUGGGGUUCUUUCCAUCGAAAUGGAAACACUGACACCGAUUUCACUCCUCCCAUCAUGGGAAUCAGAAUCCCUAUAGAUUCUUAUUACCUCACACCACAGAAUUCCGCAACGGAAAAUGUCGACCUUUCGAUUCUCUCGGAGCUUUUCUCACGGCCACUGGAUACUCCAGUCGAGAUUAGCAAGACCGUUUCGCAGAUCGGACCAGAGGCAAGCCUAGGACCUGGUGCUCAGACGCAUCCUCCAACUCCUGAUUCCUCCGCCGCGAACGCAGCCCAGCCUUCCAGCUCAAACAACGCGCCACAUGGUACAGGUCAGGGAACCCAGGCCGCCGUUGAGAACCCAUCCCCUCAUGGUGACCUAGAUUCUAUCUUCAACGAUCUUGCCUAUCUAGACACAAACGAGUGGGCCAACAGUCGUGAAGAGGCGUUGGAAGACUUCGGUUUUAUCGACGACAGUACAUUCCAAGCAUUCUGCAAUGAUCCCGACCGCUUGAUCGGCUCGCAGCCAUUGACCCAUCCGCAAUCUAUCGCGGACAUAUGGCCUCCCCCUGGCUUCUUCCCGGAAGCGUUCCAGGGGAACAACGAAGGCUGA